GGCCCAGGAAUCCCCGGUGGCUCUGUUCGUUUUCUGGCUCUGACGGCUCUAAUGUCUUAACGUCGAUUCAAACUGCUUUAAUUUUAGGGAGUCAGUGGCCGCUCGUGUCGGCAGAGUCGUUCCUCGUCUGGUGAAAGUCUGAAGGAUAAUCUGACCGGGGUAUUAACUCUGUACUUGUCAAAGCCAAGGGGAUCUAAACGCAAAUACGAGGCCCACACUCCAUCCCCGGAUUCACCUGCUACGCGGAGAGGCUCACACGGAAGACCGACAUGGGGGACACGGGGAGCGAGGGCAGCAAGCCACCGAGUAACGUUAACGUUAUACCCCCGCGCUGCCCGUGUGGAUUCUGGGGGUCCAGCAAAACUAUGAAUCUUUGCUCAAAGUGUUUUGCAGACAUUCAGAAGAAACAGCCAGACAAUGAUUGUGCCCCAAAGGCCUCCUCAAGCUCCAGCAGCAGCAGCCAAGCAGACAUCUUCUGUAAUGAAACGAACAGCAGCAUUAGUCAGUCCCUGAUGUCGGUGCCUAAUGCAUCAGAGGACCCUUCACCAGGGGAGACUGGAGUGACAUCUCUACCUGCUCAGGACGAAGUAUCCAGCACAGACACUGUCUUCGGUUCACUCUCCACUCCCACAAAACGCUCCUUUGAGUCAGCCUCGGAGUCAGAAAGCGAUGUUUCACCCGAGAAGCGAGCAAGAGUGGGUGUGGUGCCAGAGAGUGAGGAGUCUUCAUCAUCGUCGUCAUCUUUGUCUGCAGCAUCAUCAUCAUCAUCAUCCUCGUCUCGCAGUGGCUCUAAACAGCGGAGCCGCAAACGUUGCCAUCGCUGCCAAACCAAACUGGAGCUGGUACAACAAGAGCUGGGUUCCUGUCGCUGUGGUUAUGUCUUCUGUAUGCUCCAUCGGCUCCCAGAGCAACAUGAGUGUCUGUUUGACCACCUGGGCCGCGGCCGUCAGGAGGCUGUCCUAAAGAUGGUCAAGCUCGACCGAAAGGUGGGUCGCUCUUGCCAGCGUAUCGGGGAGGAGUGCUCCUGAAGCAUCUCGGUGAUCAGAUGGUGUCUUAGCACUAACAGGGAUUUGAUUUUUCUUUUUUUCUUUUUUUCAUCUCAUUUUGUUUUUCAAGAUUUCUGCAGGUUUUUUGGAUACAAACCUCCUCUUUUUUCUUUUAAAUUAUGCUCGCUCUUUUUAAAUCCCACUGUUACCCAUAUCCCGGUUGUUUUCAGCUUCCGUUGGCUUGAUCAUAUCCCUCCUGCUAAGAUACCUUUUUGAAAAUCUGUACCCAGGAAUGAAAGAACAGUAAAGAGCAAAGGAAAUAUAGAGUUUCUUCACAUUUUUUUUGCAAGCUCCUGACUACACAAGUGUGAGUGAAGAAUGAAUAAGAGAAUGAAGGAUGAAGGGGAAAUACAAAUGUUUGUCCUGGAAGCCAGUUUAAGACUAUACUCUUUACCUCACAAAAAGAAAAGAAAAAAGAAAAAAAAACAACAAAGAAUGACAAGGAGGAGGGGAAAGGGAUGAUUACCCUUUGUGUACACUUUUGCUUUGGCGCUGUUCAUAGACUGUGUUCUUUACCUCA
This is a messenger RNA of Toxotes jaculatrix (banded archerfish), 1566 nucleotides long. RefSeq names its product AN1-type zinc finger protein 3-like. The transcript is spliced from 6 exons. Gene Ontology annotation, molecular function: zinc ion binding; DNA binding. The record is from RefSeq and is a predicted model, not a curated record. Bases 270 to 1028 code for a protein of 252 amino acids. NCBI's taxonomy places the organism in Eukaryota, Metazoa, Chordata, Actinopteri, Toxotidae.